Coccinella septempunctata (seven-spotted ladybird) is the source of this 1508-nucleotide messenger RNA. Its product is annotated as zwei Ig domain protein zig-8-like. The record is from RefSeq and is a predicted model, not a curated record. Gene Ontology annotation, cellular component: neuron projection membrane. Gene Ontology annotation, biological process: synapse organization. NCBI's taxonomy places the organism in Eukaryota, Metazoa, Arthropoda, Insecta, Coleoptera, Coccinellidae. Bases 468 to 1313 code for a protein of 281 amino acids. The transcript has 7 exons.
UCCGGACAAAUAACGCAAAAACCGCAUCGGGUGCAACAACAGGCCAAAUUGCAGUUCCGCGUAGUCGCCGGCGAAACUGCAACUGUUUUUCGAAGACACGGGCGCAAGUGCGGGCGCCGUCGUGGCGCACAGCGUCGUCCCGGGAUCCACUGUUGCGGGCACAGUUGUCCCCUUCGUAUCCCCCGGCCGCCGAACGGAGCGGAGCGUAGAUAACCGGCCUAACGUCACAAGGCGCGUCUGGAGAAUUUUCGAAAUCGCGAUCUCUUCGUGCGUGGAAAAUACGCGGUGUUGUUUCUGUUUGACGACAGGAAAAAAAGUGUAGAUUGGACCUUGGGGACCUUGCAUGGAUUAUAUCGUCUCGUUUUUUCAAGGUACUGAGAGUUUGUAUACAGGGAUGAAGACUUUCAUAUAUCUGGCAAGAAGCAUUGUGAUGUGAUCUACAGUAAGCAGCCCAAUCAUCAGCGGACAUGAUAGCCGAAGACUUCAUCUUGAAACUAGCGUUUCUAAUAGCUUGUGGGGCAUUGGGGAUGUGUAAAUCUCAAAUGGAAGAGGACCACUCAAAUGAUCUCGAUAAUGAAGAUAUCGAGCCCAUGAUAAUAGAUAGGGGACCUUAUUUUGAAAGAACUGUGUCGAAAAAUGUUACAGCUCUAGUUGGGAAAAGUGCAUACAUGAACUGUAGGGUUAGAAAUCUGGGUAACCGAACAGUAACCUGGAUAAGGCACCGGGACCUGCACCUGCUGACGGUCGGCCGAUCGACCUACACGUCGGAUCAAAGAUUCACGAGCAUCCACAAUCCGAUGACCGAGGAUUGGACCCUGCAGAUCCGUUAUCCACAGCGGAAGGACAGCGGCGUGUAUGAAUGUCAAGUAGGCACGACGCCCCCUAUCGGAAUUUGCAUGACCCUUUCCGUUGUCGAGCCUAUAACGAUUCUAUUGGGAGGUCCAGAAAUGUACAUAAAUGAAGGAAGCACCAUGAACUUGACGUGUAUUGUCAAGCACAGUCCAGAACCACCACCGAGUAUUGUGUGGAGCCAUAACAACGUAGAAAUAAAUUACGACUCGCCUAGGGGAGGCGUCAGCGUGUACACCGAGAAGGGAGACAUCACGAUCAGCUGCCUCCUGGUGCAGAAGGCCAGAGACACCGAUUCCGGGAAGUACACAUGUAGCCCAUCGAACGCGAAUCCCAAAACCCUCAUUGUGCACGUCCUGAACGGAGAGCAUCCUGCAGCCAUGCAACACGGCGGUCAACUGAGGCUGGAGUACCCCCUCUCUGCCUUCUUGUUGAGUGUCCUGGUAGCCGUCCUUGGCCCAUGAGAUUCCAUCCGGUCUGUUUUCUGCUAAGCACGUUCAAGUUUGUAUGGUGUGUAAAUGUAUGUAAAUAGUUGGGAAUGUGGAUAUUUACGAAGUUCGAAGUGACACUCUGUACAUACAAUACCUUAAAGCCAUUUUCGAAGUUUAGAUUUAAGAACACUGUAAAAUUUUGUAAAAUAUAAGGUUAUAGUAUGUCAA